AUGAAAUUGUUCCAGAAUAUUAUUGUUUCCCUCGCUUUAUUCACUCAAUUAAUCUUUGCUAUCGAAAUCGCUGAAAAUAAAGUUGAUCGUGGUACCAUUACUUUAAAUUUAGGUGAUAUCAUUAUUUAUACUGGUGCUACUUGGUCAAUCAUCGACAAUGCUUAUACCAAUUUUGUUGGCAAAUUAGAUGUCAGAGCUGAUGCUGGGUUAUAUAUCUCCCUGACUUCUCAUCUUUUGGCUCUUCAAGUUAGUUUGACAACUAUACUCCAUUCAAUUACCAAUAACGGUAUUAUCUCCUUUGAUUCACGCGUUUCAAGAACAUCAUCUUCGUAUGAUUUGAGAGGCGUUUCCUUCACAAACAAUGGAGAAAUGUAUUUUGGGUCUUCUGGUGAAUCUUCAAGUUCCACUUCACUUACUUCUGCUCUGUGGACUAAUACUGGGUUAUUACUGUUUUUCCAAAAUCAAAGAACUUCUGGUACAGUAAAUCUUGGGGUUUCAAUGGGAUCUAUUACCAAUGAUGGACAAAUCUGUUUGAAUAAUCAAGUUUAUGAACAAGCAACCCAAAUUAAGGGUUCGGGUUGUUUCACUGCUAAAGGUGACUCCACUAUUUAUAUCGCCAAUGUUGUAUUAGCAGUUUCCUCCAAACAAAAUUUUUAUUUAACUGAUAAAGGCUCUUCCAUGAUUGUCCAAGCAGUAUCAACCACACAAACAUUUAAUGUUUAUGGUUUUGGUGAUGGUAACAAAAUUGGAUUAACUCUUCCCUUAGUUGGAACUCUUUUCACUUCAGCUUAUACUUAUGAUACUGCUUCUGGUAUUUUGACUUUAAGAAAUACUUUGCUUGAACAAAAAUUUAACAUUGGUACAGGAUACGAUCCAUCUAAAUUUCAAGUUGUUACAGAUUCUGGAUCAGGUACUCCAUCAACUGUCUUGGGUUCAGUUGCUUAUUAUGGCCGUGCCCCAACGAGAACUUUGCCUAAAUCCUGUCAAAUUCCUUGUAAACCAAUUCCAGAAGCACCAGGAACUAACCCAACAGAAUACACUACCACAAUUACAAAAACUAACCCUGCUGGAAACACAGCAACUGAAACUGGUGUUGUUCAUAUUCUGACAGAUAAAACUGGAUCUUGGUUCACCACGACAUCAAUUUUCCCAACAUUGACAACUGCUAUAGCUACAUCCACCCCAACUACUUUAUCUACUGGAUUAUCUUUCAGUGUCAAUAUUCCAGUUGAAACUUCGUCAAUUGAAGACUCAUCAAGUACUUUAGCCGGUUCUGAAUCUUCUGUUACUCAAACCACAUCCAUAGAAACCCCAGUUUCAAGUUACUCCUCUGCUGAUCAAGAGUCAGUAUCCAUUGAUGAAUCUUCUGUUAAUGGCAGUACUAUGGUUUCCAGUGAAUCUGCUCUUGAAUCUGCUAGUGACAUUAUCAUUGCCGAGGCAUCUAGUGUUGAAUCAUAUCCUUUGAGUGAACAAUCCGUUGCUCAUGAAUCUACUACUACUACUAUCCCAAUGUCUGCUACUACUGAAACAUAUGUUACUGAAUCAUCUGAAGUUGUGGUUGAUUCAUCAUUUGUUAGUGAAAUCCAUAUUUCCAAAGCAUCUUCUUUUUCAAUUGUGACACCAAGCGAGACCAUAAUUGUUGAUGAAUCAUUUACCAGUAUUAGUGCUAUCUCAACCACAGCAUCACCUUCUGAAAUAUCAUCUGAUUUCGUUGUAUCAUCUGCAUCUUACUCAAUUUUCGCCAGUGAAACACAUAUCUCCAAUGAUUCUGAAUCCGUUGAACCAUCAUUUGUUACCCCAAGUGAAUCAAUAAUUGUCAUUGUUUCUGAACCACCUAUUAGUACUGAUUUAAUCCCAUCUACUACCUCACAACCUGAAAUGUCUUCUGUGAUUACUGAAUCAAACAUCAUUUCAUCAAUUGUUACUGCUCUGGAAAUGGAAUUAUCAUCUACUUUGGAUUUAUCCCAUUCUGAAACAUCUUCAAUCAAAGAGUCAGAAAUUAUUAGUGUAACUUCAUCAGUACCAACUGUGGACUCCACUAUUGCUGACAAUAAAUUAACAUCCACUUGGAAAUCAUCCAGUUUAAUCAACUCGGAGUCAACUCCUUCUAUUGCCAUGAGUGAAUCAGAAAUAACAUUGACUCCUGUUUACACAUCUGCAUCAGCUGCUAAAUCUAGUGAUAUUCAAACACAAUUCACUUCGACUUGGGUUGCUACAAAAUCUGACGGAUCUGUUACCACUGAGUCUGGUAUUGUCAAUCAAUCUGGUACUUCUUUCACCACUAUUGCCACAUUCCCACCAUCAUCCACAUCAUCAGAUAUUACCACUGAGUUCAUUUCUACUUGGACCACCAUCAACUCCGAUGGUUCUCUCACUACUGAAAUUGGAGUUGUUAGUCAAUCUGGCACAUCAUUAACUACCAUUGCUACAUUUCCACCUUCAUCAAUUCCAUCAGAAACUAUCAGUGAAUUUAUUUCCACCUGGACUACCACCAAUUCUGACGGAUCGGCUGCCACCAAGUCUGGUGUUGUUAUUCAAUCCGGUACUUCCUUUACUACUAUUGCCACGUUCCCACCAUCAUUUACUUCAUCUGACAUUACCACUGAAUUUACCUCAACUUGGACUACUACCAAUUCCAAUGGAUCUGUUGCAAUUGAGUCUGGUAUUGUUAAUCAAUCUGGAACUUCAUUAACCACUUUAACAACUUUUGAACCUGUUACUUCAUUAGUUGUGCCAUCAUAUACUGCCAUUGAAACCGAAUUUACCUCCAUUUGGACCACCGUCAGUUCUGAUGGUUCUAUUGUUACUGGUUCUGGGAUUGUUGGCCAAUCAGAUACUUCUUUAACUACUUUUCCUCCAUCCUCCUCAGAUUUUGUUACUGAUUUCACAUCAAUUUGGGAAAUCACCACUUCUAAUGAAUCCAACGCAGCUGAAUCUAGUGUCAUGGAUCAAUCCAAUGAAAGUUUGACAAGUACUACUACUUCAUAUGAAUCUGCCACUGAAUCCAAUAUAGUUAGUCAAUCUGAUGAAGUUUUGACUAGUGAGGCUACUUCAUUUGUAUCAGUCGGAGAAACUUCAGCUGCUAUUACUACCACUGUUGCACCCGCUUCUCCUUCUGCUAAUAUCAAUAAUAGUGUUACCAUUCUUGUUUCCCCAUCAGAAUCGGAAAUCAAUACCAGUAGUUCAAUUUGGAAUAAUGAAAAUAAUACUUCUGGUUCUGUUUCAACCUCAGACUCAACAUCUAUUACUGAUCAUCAUGAUGGUUCAUUAUCUAUAACCAAAACUGAACUGGAAAUCAAUGGUGGUUAUUCAACUGAAUCAAGUUCCCUGAUUGUCACUGCUACUAUCACUAGUUGUAACGAAUCUGAUUGUUCUGAAAGUGUUGUUACUUAUGUUUCAAAUGUUUCUUAUACCACUGUUACAACUGGACAUUCCAAUGAUAAUGUUUCCACUGCUGAAAAUAAUGCUGGUAGUACUUUGACUGAAAAUGUUUCAAACACAAAAACUAUCUCAAUUGAAACCUAUCCAGCUACCACUCUUAAUCAAUCAACUUCACCAUCAAAUAUCGCUGAAUCAAACAAAACUUCAAUUGUUGAUAGUGGAAACAACGACACCGACAUCAAUUCAGAUGAUAAGACUGCUAUUGUUACCGCUGUUGCCACUGGUGAUGGUGUAGCAAGUAAUGGUACUAAUUUCGUUUCUCCAUCAACCAUUGCUGAUGGAUCUUCAACUACUUCUGUUGGUAUUCCAUUAUCUUACGAAAAUGGAUCUAAUCAAUUAUCAAUUGAAAAUAUUAAAUAUUUGGUAUUGGUCGUGUUUGGAUUAUUGAUGGUUAUGUAA
Messenger RNA from Candida dubliniensis CD36, 3840 nucleotides. RefSeq names its product Iff5p (gene IFF5). Bases 1 to 3840 code for a protein of 1279 amino acids. Lineage: Eukaryota; Fungi; Ascomycota; Pichiomycetes; Serinales; Debaryomycetaceae. The record is from RefSeq and is a predicted model, not a curated record. The transcript has a single exon.